UUAUAAGUUGGUGGAAUCACAAAUUCACACUUCAUAAAAUACACCUUCCUUAAUCCGUCCAGAUUCAAUGUACACUCUCUGCAACUCUCCACCAUUGUAUGAUCUCCAAUCCCUUCUCUUACACCAUACGAACUACCUACCCUCGUAGUGCAGUCGCCAUGGUUCGAGAACUUGACGCAGCUUUCGUCCAGCCCAUCGAACACAGACCCACUUCAAAACCCAUCGAGGUCGAUGCCGAACAGAUCCCUCUCGUAGAUCUCUCCGUCACUGACGCCAACCACCUCGUCGCAGAGAUCAGAGACGCCUGCAGGAAAUGGGGGUUUUUCCAAGUUAUCAAUCACGGGGUGCCGCUGGAGCUGUGCAAGAGAGUCGAAGAGGUUGCAAGAAGGUUCUUCCAUCAGUCUCUGGAGGAGAAAAGGAAGGUGAAGAGAGAUGAAGUCAAUUCUAUGGGGUACCAUGAUGGUGAGCACACGAAGAAUGUGAGGGACUGGAAACAGGUGUUUGAUUUCUUGGUGGAGGACCCCGCUGUAAUUCCGGCUUCACAUGAGGUUGAUGGCGAGCAGUUGAGAGUGUUGACGAACCAGUGGCCGCAAUGCCCUUCUGGGUUUAGAGAGGCAUGCGAGGAGUAUGGUAAAGAAGCAUAAAAAUUACCUUUCAAGUUACUAUAACUUGUAUCUCUAAGCUUAGGGUUGCCUGCAACUUGCAUGAAUGGAUAUUUUAAAGGCCAAUUAAGCUUUGUGCGGCUUAAUUACUAUCCUCCAUGCCCUUAUCCUGAGUUAGCACUUGGUGUUGGACGACACAAGGAUUCCGAUGCAUUAACAGUCCUUGCUCAAGACGAUGUUGGAGGACUACAAGUCAAGCGCAAAUCUGACGGAGAGUGGAUUUCUGUCAAACCAAUCCCAGAUGCCUUCAUCAUCAACAUUGGUGAUGUACUGCAGGUUUGGAGCAACGACGGGUAUGAAAGCGCGGAGCACAGGGUAAUGGUGAGUUCCGAGAAAGAGAGGAUUUCGGUUCCAUUCUUCCUCUUCCCGGCUCAUCAUGUCACGGUGAAGCCUCUCGAAGAGCUUCUACACGAGGACGAACCCACGAAGUACGACGGAUACAAGAUGGGAAAAUUCUACGUCGCGAGAAAUCGCAGUGAUUACAAGAAGCUUACUGUCGAUAAUAUCCAGAUAGAUCGUUUCAAGAUGUAAAUCGAUCCAGACAGGCCAAGCUCUGGCUUCUGGUUUUUAUUGCAUUGUAAAUAUUGUGGUUGUAACAACAAUACUAUACUGAGGAUUGGGGGGAUUAGUGAUGUAAUGUUUGAGAGGAAUUUGCAGAGUCAUCUUGUUGUUAUAUUCAGAAUAUUUUCUUCCAAUUCUACAAAAAAAUACAAAACUUCAAACUCA
Molecule: messenger RNA, 1388 nt
Organism: Carica papaya (papaya)
Lineage: Eukaryota; Viridiplantae; Streptophyta; Magnoliopsida; Brassicales; Caricaceae
Product: protein DMR6-LIKE OXYGENASE 2-like
Source: RefSeq, a predicted model, not a curated record